Messenger RNA from Mauremys mutica (yellowpond turtle), 4092 nucleotides. RefSeq names its product LIM homeobox transcription factor 1-alpha-like. Gene Ontology annotation, molecular function: RNA polymerase II transcription regulatory region sequence-specific DNA binding; DNA-binding transcription factor activity, RNA polymerase II-specific. The record is from RefSeq and is a predicted model, not a curated record. The transcript has 9 exons. Gene Ontology annotation, cellular component: nucleus. The coding region runs from base 423 to 1580 and encodes 385 amino acids. Lineage: Eukaryota; Metazoa; Chordata; Testudines; Geoemydidae. Gene Ontology annotation, biological process: neuron differentiation; regulation of transcription by RNA polymerase II.
AAUCUGCACGCGCGGGCGGAGCAGCCCCGAACUCCCGGUUCGGGACCCGGACCCGGACCCGCCGCGCAGCCACAGCCCCCGCCAGCAGGCAGCGACCCGCCCCCGUCUGCGGGCAAGUCCCAGAGAAACGAACGCAGCCGAGCCGGGACCGAGCCCGGGGGUUCGGCGGCUGAAACCGGGCAGGCUCGUUAGCGCGGGGAGCCCGGCGCUCGCCCCGAAAUUACCGCGAACCCCGCGGGCCCGGGAAAGCUCCGCACGAAGGACACCAAAGCGCCGGGGACUGGGGCAACGAACCCGAGGAACUAACGAGAUUUCGUUGGUUCCGAUUCCGCGGCGCCGGCCCGGCCCCGUUGUCAGGCGAGCGGCGGCUGCGGCACCGAAGGGAAGGACGCGCCGCAGGUUCCCCCCAGCCCGGCUGGAGCAUGAAGACAGAGGAGGCGCCAUCCUGCCUGCAGCAGGCCACCCCGGUGCUGGGCUUCGGGUCGGACUCCAAAAUGCGGGAGGUUUGUGCCGGCUGCGACACGCCCAUCUCUGACCGGUUCCUCCUGCGAGUCAAUGAGCGCUCUUGGCACGAAGGUUGCGUGAAGUGUGCUGCCUGCCUGCAGCCGCUGUCGGGCACCUGCUACUGUCGCAACCGGCAGCUAUACUGCAAGCACGACUACGAAAAGCUUUUCCAGACCAAGUGCAGCAGCUGCCUGAAGGCGAUCGCCCCGUCUGAAUUCAUCAUGCGGGUGCUGGAGAACGUCUACCACGUCCACUGCUUCUUCUGUUGCGAGUGCGAGCGGCGUCUGCAGCGUGGGGACGAGUUUGUGCUCAAGGAGGGGCAGCUACUGUGCCGCAGCGACUAUGAGAAGGAGAAGGAGAUGCUGAGUGCCAUCAGCCCCGCGCCCACUGAGUCUGUGAAAAGUGAGGAUGAGGAUGGCAGCCACUCCCACGGCAGAGGCAGCGAGGAAGGCAAGGACCACAAGCGCUCCAAGCGCCCACGCACCAUCCUCACCACUCAGCAGCGACGGGCUUUCAAGGCCUCCUUUGAGGUUUCCUCCAAACCCUGCAGAAAGGUGAGAGAGACCCUCGCAGCUGAGACAGGCCUGACGGUCCGGGUGGUGCAGGUCUGGUUCCAGAAUCAAAGAGCCAAGAUGAAGAAGAUUGCUCGCAGGCAGCAGCAGCAGCAGCAACAGCAGGAGCAGGAGCAGCUGGGCAACCCGCGUUUAGGGACCGGCCGUGGGACAGGCCGCAGCAGCAGACAGAGUAAUGAUGACAGUGAAGAUGGAGCAAGUGUUCACGGAUUAGAUGGGCUCAUGGUCCCAUAUCCCAGGAUUCCCCAGCAGCAGCUGCUGCCGCUGGAUCAGAACAGCUACAGCACAGACUUGUACAGACAAGGACUCACGCCGCCCCAGCUGCCAGGAGACCAUCUGCAUCCCUACGACUCUGAAGGCGUUUUCCAUGACAUGGACAGCGACAGCAUCAGCCACUUGGGAGACUGCCUGCUGUCAACAGCUGAAGCCAACCUCCUCCAAGCCCGAGUGGGUAACCCCAUUGACCGACUCUACUCUAUGCAGAGCUCCUACUUCACCUCCUGACCGUGGAAAGGGUCCUGGCCCUUUUGUGAGUGUCUUGGACAGACGUUCUGAAUUCAGAAUGAGGAGGAGAAACAACCCUUCAGAGAAACUCUUUGAACCCUGCACAAUGGAAAAGGCAGCUGGGUUUGCCAAGCACAUAAGCACUAAUUCAUGAGGACCUUCCACAGCCCAGAGGACUCAACUGCGUUGCCUUUCCCCUCCUUUUCUCUAGCCACAAGUAGAUGGGUGACAUGAUGUUGUUUAGCUGUAACUGUAGCGGUUUGUCCAGUGUUUACGCUUGAAAGCAUUACAUUCCUCAAACGAGACUGGCCAAGUUACCCAGAGUCAGGCUUGGAAGCAGCAUCUCCUCUGUCGGCUGCAUUUAUUUAAACCUUGGUGCAGCUGAUCCAUUUGCAGUGCCAUUGUGCCCCGCUGCGAGGGAUUUCACCAGCCUGCCCCCUCCUGAGCCUGCGUCAUGGGACAUUAAUUUUCCUUGGGGAAGGCCACUGACUGAUACCACUUUGAUACCACUGCCAUUUUGGAGGCUGCCUUCAAGGGGGGUGAUUUAGGCUUUUUAAUGGCUGACACCAUGGAGAAAUGUAAGACAGGUUGGGCCCUGAGGGAAACGGCUUUGCUUGGGGACAGUAUUCACCUUCAGGAACAGAUUAUUUGGUCUCUGUUAUGAUGCGAGGAAGCCAAGGGACAUGUCCCUGAAGAGUAACACAUCUAGAGAGGCGUAUCAGCCUCUCCCGACUGCCUCUGCGCCCCUCACUUUAAAAGGAGGCUCACUCCAUCCAUUCAAAGUAGAAUGAAGACCUCAUUCUCACAGCUGUAACACUGCAGAUGCUGUCUGCACUGGCUGCUGUUUGUUUCUUUUAAAACUAGUGGUGUGAACAGAUCUUAUUUUAAAAUGUUCUUACCAGAAACCCCUCCCUACAUGUUUCCAUCUCGAGUGGGAUUUCUCCCCCUAACCAUUUACCCAGUUCACUGGGACCGUCACAGCAUUUUGCUUCCCUCAAAUACAUGAGAAGAGGAAAGGGUUGAAUUGUGUUAUCUUGGAAUGUGCCCUGUGCCAAGUCACUUCCACUCCAACAGACUGAGUUUGUUCUUGGCUUUGAAGGCAACAGGUAGGAUGCCCAGCGUCCGCUGAGACCCCCGCACUGUUUCUUUGGAUGGGGAGAAGCAACACUUCUUCUCCAAGCAUGAAGCUCUUACAAGCUCUCAGUGUGGGGCAGUUUAGGAUUAGAGAUUAGCAGGCAGGUUUGGGGUGAUGGCACAGAAGGUUUAUAAAAGAUGCAACAGGCAGCAGCAGGAGAGCGUGAGUGGAAGUUUAAAUCAGAUAUUUAAGAAGAAAAUUCUUUACUCACUCACCCAGUAUUUUAUGUUUCAGAUACUGUAUGGACAGUUGGCACCCCCAGAAAUGGCAAAUGGUUCCCUGUGAGCCCCCUUUUGCGCAGGCUGGUGGAAGGAGUAAGAGUCUCCAUAAUUUGCCUUCCCUCAGUUAUUCAAACACUCACUGAGGAGAGGACAUCUCCAAUGGAAAAUAAUAACUUGGCAUGAGCAGGAUGCUGAUCCCUAGAGUUGCAAAUCCAGCAAUUAGAUUUGUGUUGCAGCUAUCAGAGAACCUGGCUCACUGAUGUUUCUGUACAGUGUGUUAAUUUUGGUUCUAAGCUCCCCCACCUCAUCAAUCUGGUUUCAAAGUUAUGCAAACCCUUCUCAAAUGGAGAGGAAGAAAAGGCUAAUAGUGAUCAUUGCUGUAUUUCUGUGGGAGCCAUUUGUGAACAUUAAUAAUCAUGAGCUUUAGGAGCACAGGAGACCCAUUCCCAAUAUGCGUUGCCAUCUGUCAGGAGUUCCCCAUCUAGUCAAGGGAGCUCAGAUUGUGGUGCAUAACUGAACCACAAUCUUCAUAAAGCUCAUAGCAUCAUUGCUUCCCCCAUUAAUACAGUUGUGUAAAUGUGCCAUUCACCCACGGGCAGUCCCUUGCCUCUUUGUUUACAAAACGAUACUUUUUAUCUGGAUUCUCCUACGGUCGUCAGUAUUGGAUGAUUUUUGCCUUCCAGGCAGUUGUGUAAAUAGUUUACAGAUAUUUUGAUGUUUCGUUUAAGGGAAGUGUCCUCUCCCGGGGAACUGGCAAUUUGUGAGUUACCUCCAUCCCCACAGGCAAGUUCUGUGGAAGCAGAUUUUCCCUGCUCCUUCCAGCCUGAGUUGCUGCACUCAGUCCGUUCCCACCUCUGUUAGUGUCUGUCUGCCCAUAAGAAAUUAGACUGAAAACUCCCAGCGCUGUUUCUUUCUUUCUUUCGGUGGCUUUUGCACUAGAAAUGGUCUCAGUUUAGAUUAAAUUUUAAGAAAAUGUUUCAGUGAACCAUGUGCAAAUUGAUAUGUUUCCUCCAAGUGCCGGAGGCAGCUUCACCCCUGAAAUCCUACCCUUACUCCCGUUGUGAUCCAGUGCUGUAAUGUGCCAGUGUUUUUGCAUGUACAUUUGGAAAUAAAAACAAACUUAAAGCUGAAGUCUAAAGUUUGCCUAAGCACAGAA